ACAUAUUAUCAUGGCAGUAUAUGCAGUGGUGCAAAUAACAAUUUUGUUGUGAAUUUUGUCGAAAAUCAACAAACUGUGACAUUUGUAGUUUAUGUAGUGUUAUAUUUAAAUAAGAUGAUACUCAUAAUUUAAAAUAUUUUGUUCUAUAUUACUUUAACGGUAUUUAUAAAAAAUGUCCGUAUUCUUCGUAAAUGCAAAUCAGGAUAGUGAAAUUGAAGGCGAUUCAAAUGGAGAUUUACAAAUUGCAUCACCUGGUAAUUCUGAGGCUCAACAGGCUUUGACUCAAUUUUGGCCAAAGGUCACAGAAGAAAUAAAAAAAAUUACUACUAUGGAUUUAAAAACACAAUCAUUGCCACUUGCUAGGAUAAAAAAAAUAAUGAAAUUGGAUGGUGAUGUAAAAAUGAUAAGUGCAGAAGCUCCUAUGUUAUUUUCUAAAGCAGCAGAAAUCUUUAUACAUGAAUUGACAUUAAGAGCAUGGGUGCAUACAGAAGAUAAUAAAAGACGUACUCUUCAAAGAAAUGAUAUAGCAAUGGCAAUAACUAAGUAUGAUCAAUUUGAUUUUCUAAUCGAUAUAGUACCUAGAGAUGAAUUGAAACAAAGUAAAGCACAGACUGAAAGCACUGUACGUACUUCUAUGAACUCAGAUCAGGUACAUUAUUACUUUCAAUUAGCACAACAGCAAGCUUCUGCUAAUCAAAAUGUACAAAAUAGUAAUGCUACACAACCGAUACAAAUUGUACAACCUUCUACUGGGCAGAUACAAACAAUUAACAUUGGUAGUCCUGUAGAACAGGAAAGUACUACAGCAAGUACAGCACAGACUGUAACAGUGCAAAGUCCGCAACAAUCAUCAGGUCAACAAAUUAUACAAUUACAGCAGGCUCAACAAACACCUACAACACAAACUGGAGGAAUACAAAUUGUACAACAAAUUGUAACACCUAGUGGAGAAAUUCAACAAAUACCAAUACAAUUAACGCCUCAACAACUUCAGAUGAUUCGUAUGCAAGUACAAGGUGGAAGUAAUCAACCGAUCAUAAUUCAAACUGCUCCUAUACAAGCUCAACCUCAGCUGAUACAGGUUGCACAAGGUGCUCAAGCACCCGUUUUUUUACAAACUAGCGGAACUGACAAUGAGUAAAUAUUAAUUAAUUUUAAAGAAUAUUUAAUAUUUAA
Molecule: messenger RNA, 1176 nt
Organism: Heterotrigona itama
Lineage: Eukaryota; Metazoa; Arthropoda; Insecta; Hymenoptera; Apidae
Source: the annotation of a GenBank genome assembly